AACCGGAAGCUAGGAAGUGAUCUCGGAUCAAAACAAAAACAACAGCGCUCCUGUGGAACAUCUGUAAUUGUGUGAAACACCUGCGGGCCCCACGUACACCUGGACCGGCCCAGACGAGCGUCCCGGUCCCCCUGAGCCCGGGCAGACUCCGCGGGCCGGGUGUGAGCAGCAUGCAGAGCUGCGAGGCGGUUCUCUCCGCAGCUUAGCCCCAGCUCCAUGGCGUCCUCCCCGGGACAACCUCCGCCCGGCUCCGACCGCCAAGCCCUCUCCUCCGGGGGCCGCUCGGCCGCCAAGCCGCCGCUGCCCCGCCAGGCGGCCCCCGCGGGCCCGCCCGGCCCGGGCUGCGCCAUGGCGGAGUCUGUGGACGACGCGGAGGGGCUGUACGUGGCCGUGGAGCGGUGCCCGCUGUGCGCCACGUCCCGCCGCAGGCUGACCUGCUGCCGCUGCGUGCAGGCCGGGGACUUCGUCUACUUCGACGGGAGGAACUCCGAGAGAUACUCUGAGAAGUUGGAACGGCUGAAGAAGCUUAAGGAAGAGAAGGAGAAGUUACAAGAGAGUGUUCUCCAGGCCAUGGGUCAGAGACUGCAGGCUGAUGAGAUGAAAUGGAAGAUCAUGUUGUGUAAGAUAAAGAUUGAGCAGCUGAAGGAGGCGGUUGCCUGGGGCGAUGAGGAGGUGAAGAGCGAUAAGGAGCUGCUCCAGCGCUCGCAGGAGGAUGCUCAGCGGCUGCAGCGCCGGGCGGGACGCCACCAGGAGAAAAGGGACAAAAUCGAGCGACACAAUCGGCGUCUGGGGGAGCUGUUGGAGAGACGCACCCGGGAUCACCAGAGCAGACUGGGUCAGCUGGCGGGUCUGAGGCGGGAACACAUUCUGGAGCUGACCACCCACAUCUUCCCCAUGAAGGAGGAGAAGCAGGGCAGCAGAGACCCCGCGGAUGUGAUGACGGACUGUGACCCCGCACUCACCUCCAGCACGGUGACUGAGCUGGCCGAGGCCCGGAGGACCACGUACCUCUCGGGCCGCUGGAUCUGGGACGACCAGAACGGAGAGACCAGCAUCAGCAUCACGGGAUCCGCCGUGGCGUUGCCCAGCAACGGAGACUGCUCCGCCUACUACAGCUGGGUGGAGGAGAAGAGCACCAAUCAGGGCCCAGAGCUGGACCACAUCAACCCGGCUCACACCAUCAGCGCCGCCCUCUGUUACGCCACCCAGCUCGCCACCAUCCUGUCUCACAUCCUGGACGUCAACCUGCCCAAGAAGCUCUGCAACAGUGAGUUCUGUGGAGAGAACCUCAGUCGGUAUCGCUUCACCAGAUCUCUGAGCAAACUCAACACCAACACCCUCCACCUCUGCUUCUCACAGCACGUCGACAGCGAUAAACUCCACCCUCACCACACCCUCAGGAACAUCAUGUUUCUGGUUGCCCCUGACAACGACAACCUGGGCAGGACUGGCCCGUUUGAGGUGAGUGGUGACCUGGAGGAGUCCAUGGAGUUUGUGGAGCCUGAGGCGGCAGGACCAGCAGAGGAGAGCGGAGAUGAGGUGGUAACAGACGAGGAGACGGACCUGGGCACAGACUGGGAGACAGUUCCCAGUCCACGGUUCUGCGACAUCCCCUCUCAGUCCAUGGAUCUUUCCCAGAGUGCACUGCAGGUGUCCCAGCCCUCUGCGAACACCGGAGGGAUGAUCUCGUCUGCAGCCGCGUCCGUCACCUCCUGGUUCAGAGCGUACACGGGUCAGCGCUGACGUGGAUCUGACGCGUCGGUUCAGCACCAGCAGACGUCCGCAUGGCUGUUGUCUCUGGUCGGAUCAGAAUCUGACUCUCCAGGCUUGUCUGAACUGUUUUUUGUUUCCAGAGCAGCUGAUGUUGUUUUAAAAAUCAGGUGUGAGGAUCACCUGUUGAGGAUGGUGGCCCUCUGAAGGUUCCUGAGCUCACAGACUCUAGUAAAUGUUCCAGCUGACCUGUCCUUCUGAAUAAAACCACUGUCUCUGUGUUC
Cololabis saira (Pacific saury) is the source of this 1994-nucleotide messenger RNA. RefSeq names its product autophagy related 14 (gene atg14). Gene Ontology annotation, biological process: cellular response to starvation; autophagosome assembly; mitophagy. Lineage: Eukaryota; Metazoa; Chordata; Actinopteri; Beloniformes; Belonidae. Gene Ontology annotation, cellular component: autophagosome; extrinsic component of phagophore assembly site membrane; phosphatidylinositol 3-kinase complex, class III. The coding region runs from base 217 to 1743 and encodes 508 amino acids. The transcript has 11 exons. The record is from RefSeq and is a predicted model, not a curated record.